Molecule: messenger RNA, 978 nt
Organism: Selaginella moellendorffii
Lineage: Eukaryota; Viridiplantae; Streptophyta; Lycopodiopsida; Selaginellales; Selaginellaceae
Product: stress-related protein
Source: RefSeq, a predicted model, not a curated record
CGUCCGUGAGAGCGACGGCUGGGAUUAUUUCUCGGCCCUGCAAAGCGGCGUUCUUGUUUGCUCUCGUUGGGUGGAGAAGCUCCCGAUCGCGGCAUUGUCGUCAAUCGAUCCCUUGCUUCCAGCGCUGCCUCAGGGUUUCUUGGCAAGAAGAAAAUGGCCGAGCAGCAGCCCGCGCCAGUGGAAUCCACUCAGGAGCCGAAGCUCAAGUACCUGGGAUUCUUCCAGGCGGCGCUGAUCAAGGUGACCGUGGUCAUCGCCUCGCUCUACGAGUUCGCAAAGGAGAACUCGGGGCCUCUCAAGCCCGGCGUGGACAGCGUCGAGGGCACCGUCAAGACGGUGGUCGCGCCCGUGCUCCACAAGAUCGAAGGGAGGCCAGCGGAGUUACUCAUUCUCGUCGAUAGCAAAGUGGACGAGAUUGUCACGGCCCUCAAGAACUCUCUCCCCCAGUUCGUUAAGGAGCGAUCCCAGCAAGCUUACGACAUUGUCACCCAAGCUCCCGAGGCGGCCAGGAGCGUGGUGGGCGACGUCCAAAAGCGCGGUGUCUACGAGAGCGCUCGCGUAUACAACAAGUAUGAGCCGGUUGCCGAGGAGUGGUCUUACAGCGCUUGGACGGCGGCUCUCAAGCUCCCGGUGGUGCCGCAAGUCGUUCAUCUGACAGCUCCAGUGGCGCUCUUUGGGGUGGAGAAGUUUAACUCGCUCGUCGUGGUGCUCAAGGAGAACAAAGUCCCUCUGGCUGCCUACGUUCCGGAGCUGCCUCUCGAGAAGAUCCAGCGCGCUGUGGAGAUGGAGCCCGUGAAGCAAGCUUAGAGAAACAAGAAGAUGGAGGAAUCGGGUUUGGUAGCAAGCUUCUUUCUCUUUCGUCGCUAGAGGUUCGUCGGAGGUAUAUAUAUAUAUAUAUAUAUGGCUAUGGACUUAUAGUAAUAACUUUGUUCGUGUCAUCCCAUGCCCAAAAUAAACAGCCUCUGAAAGUUCUCCUUU